Labrus mixtus (cuckoo wrasse) is the source of this 1628-nucleotide messenger RNA. RefSeq names its product hemojuvelin BMP co-receptor (gene hjv). The transcript is spliced from 3 exons. Lineage: Eukaryota; Metazoa; Chordata; Actinopteri; Labriformes; Labridae. The coding region runs from base 17 to 1288 and encodes 423 amino acids. The record is from RefSeq and is a predicted model, not a curated record. Gene Ontology annotation, biological process: BMP signaling pathway. Gene Ontology annotation, cellular component: plasma membrane. Gene Ontology annotation, molecular function: coreceptor activity.
CGGGUUCAGCUCGCUGAUGGAGCCUCGGGCCGCUAUCACAAAACUCAACAACAGAGCGUUACCAUGGAAACACUGCAUCCACCUGACCCUGCUGCUGGUGCACCUGAGUUCACCUGGAGUAAAAGCGACCUGUCGUAUCUUGAGAUGUAACUCGGACUUUGUGGCAGCGACGUUGGACCUGGGCAGCAGCGGCAGCAGCGGAGGGGGAGGGGCAGAGGGAGGAGCAUCGACAGCAGCUCUUAGCAGGGAGGCGAUGAAUGCAGGUUACUGUAGCGCCCUGCGCUCCUAUGCUAUGUGCACGAGGCGGAUGGCGCGGGCAUGCCGGGGGGACCUGGCCUACCACUCAGCUGUUCAGGGCAUCGAAGACCUGCUGAUCCAACACCGUUGCCCCCGAGCGGGGCCCACCGCACAGCCCCGUCCCCUCCCUCAGGGCACGCUGUCGGGGGACGCCUGUCUCUAUGAGCGGAGCUUCUUCUCCAGAGAGCGCCGCAUGCCGGAGUACCUGCACUGCAGCGUCUUUGGAGACCCGCAUGUUCGAACCUUCAACCACGACUUCCAGACGUGUGCUGUGCAGGGGGCGUGGCCUCUCGUAGACAACGAGUAUCUAUACAUACAGGCCACCAGCUCGCCAACAAGGGAGGGGACGCAAGCCACGGCGCUCACCAAGAUAACCAUCAUCUUUAAGAACAUGCGUCAGUGCGUCGAUCAGCAGCUGUACCAGGCCGAGCUCGAUAACGUCCCCGCUGCCUUCGCUGACGGCUCGGUCUGGAGCGGUGAAAGGCGGGGUCACCACAGCCUGACGGUGCGGACCCAGAGUCCCGGCCAACAUGCGGAGAUCAGAGCUGCUCACAUCGGGACACUGCUGGUCGUGCGUCAGAGCGGACGCUCGCUUGGCCUGUCGGUCCGCUCGCCACGUGGCAUCAUGGAGGCCUUCGGCCCGGAGCAGGACCUGCAGCUGUGCGUGUGGGGCUGCCCCCCCUCGCAGAGACUCAACACGCUCCGCCCACUGUCACCCGACCCCCCGCCUCCCUUUGCUCUCAGCGCCCAGACUCACUGCGCUGCGCUGCUUCCUGACAGAGACAUCUACUACCACGCCUGUGUGUUUGACCUGAUCAACAGCGGAGACCUGAAUUCCAGCAUGGCCGCCAUCAACGCGCUGCAGGACGCCAUGAGCAUGAUCUCUGACGUGCAGACGCUCCACCUGCUGCCUGUGGCCUCCAGCCUGCAGCACCAUGCACACCUGGACCUCCUGCUGCUCUUGCUGCUGCUGGGCCUGUCGCUCAGGUGACACGUUUCCUCCAAUCAGAGAUGGUCUCUGAUUAAAUCUGUGACAGCUGCAGGGCUCGACCUGCACGCUGAUUCAGACUUCAACCGGGUUUCCUAAGAACAGAAAUGAAACAGAAAUGUUUCAGGAAAUAAUUAAAUGAUGAUGAGGUCAUGUGACUGAAGCAGCUCACCUGAGGACAUGUGACUGAAGCAGAUCCAGCUGUUUCCUGAUGUGAGGGACAUGUUGCUGGACAUGGAGUUGAAGCUUUGUUUUGAUCAGGUUUUACAAAUCUGAAUCUUUGUUAUGAAGAAUAAAGUUUCUGUUAGUGAACUUUUUAUUUAUUAAACAUCUGAAUAUCAAA